Molecule: messenger RNA, 354 nt
Organism: Charadrius vociferus (killdeer)
Lineage: Eukaryota; Metazoa; Chordata; Aves; Charadriiformes; Charadriidae
Product: chromosome unknown open reading frame, human C5orf63
Exons: 3
Coding region: 1-354 (117 amino acids)
Source: RefSeq, a predicted model, not a curated record
AUGGUGCUUUUUUUUCUGAGCAGAACACUGCAACUAGCAGGACAUUCAUCCAGCCCACUGGGGAGACAACUCUGUUCAGCCAGCGCAAAUAAGCCAGUGUUGACUCUAUUCACCAAGAAACCAUGCCCUCUAUGUGAUGAAGCAAAAGAAGUCCUUGAGCCAUAUAAGAGAAGGUUUAUUUUGCAGGAGGUGGAUAUUACCCUUCCAGAGAACUCGGUGUGGUAUGAUAAAUACAAAUAUGACAUACCUGUUUUCCAUUUAAAUGGGAAGUUCCUAAUGAAGCAUCAGGUAGACAUUCAAAAGUUUGAGGAUGAGCUUAUGAAGCUCGAGUUGCAAAAUGAUGGAAACCAGUGA